Messenger RNA from Dendronephthya gigantea, 1665 nucleotides. RefSeq names its product protein cueball-like. The transcript has 9 exons. The coding region runs from base 193 to 1542 and encodes 449 amino acids. Gene Ontology annotation, cellular component: plasma membrane; cytoplasmic vesicle. The record is from RefSeq and is a predicted model, not a curated record. Lineage: Eukaryota; Metazoa; Cnidaria; Anthozoa; Malacalcyonacea; Nephtheidae.
UACCUGUCACUUUGAUAUGAGAUUGAAGAAAGAAAAACCUUUCAAAAGAAAACACGGCUAUAUUACAUCGCUAACAAAAUAAAUGGAAUACGCCGUUGGGUAUACACCUCAAUUAGAUACACAGUGAAUUGAAUUAAUCCCGGAAAAUAUCUAUGAACAGGAGAUUGUUAAUUGUUAUGAAUUCCUCUUAAUAUGUUAACUCCAUCCCUUCUUCUGGCUAUGACAAUAUGGAUAAACCUCUGGCCUGAUGUCGCCAUGGCUCAAGUUUUCCAAUAUUUUCUUGUGGACAACAACAAACAAACAGCCUCCGUUCUGGACACGAUAAAACUGCCAACAUGCACGCAUAUAGAUCUGAGACAAAACGUCACUCUUCGCGGCGGAAUCAAAUCGGGAAAUUUUACCAAAUUGGGCGAAGUCGCGGACAUGCAGACGUGCAUCGAUGCUUGUUGUCAGGACUUGAAAUGCGACGUAGCGUUUAUGGCAGAGACGACUUGCUAUAGUCUGAAAUGUUUUACUGAGAGAGUGUGCGAGACUGUGCCUUCUAAGCCAAGGCGGACUAAUAAAAGCGUUCAGAUUUCACAUAUAGUACGAGGUGGAGGACGGGGUGAUGAUUUAGAAACCUUUAGCCAGCAACAAGGCAUAGAAAAAUAUGUUCCAAAAGACAAAACCAAAAGAAUAUGUACGCCAAGUAAGAGAGUGUACAACGCUUCACUACGGGGAGGUAAAUAUGCUGGCAAUAUGGCACCUUUAAACGUUUCAAACAUUUACGAAUGCAUCGAAAGAUGCUGCAAUAGACCACAAUGUGAUCUGGUAUACUGGAGAAACGGUAGAUGCCACGCCGUCUCGUGCUAUACGGAUGAAUUGUGCAAAAGCAGCAAGGCUGAUAAUGGGGAAGAAAAUAUUCUAGUUUACAUCAAUAAAAGAGCGCACAGAAGAGUGAAAGACAAAGGCGUGUGUACGAAUCAAUGCUCAAACGGUAUCUGUAUUAAAGAUGAUACGUGCGCAUGUGACGUGGGAUUUCGUGGAAAGCGAUGCAAUCUACCAGUUAAGAAAGGCUUUUGUGGGCAGAAAGGGUGUGGAGAUAACGGUCGUUGCCAUACCAACGAUACCUGUGUCUGUCGAAAAGGAUAUUUUGGUUAUUUGUGUGAGAAGACAUUACAAUGUCAUCCUAAAUGCCAACAUGGUGUGUGUCUAAACAACUCAACCAAGCACUACAAAUGCAGAUGUGACAUUGGCUGGGAAGGAAAGCAUUGCGACAAAGCAAAUGGAGAUAUUGUAGUGGCUUCUGAGGAUGGAGACGAAGUUCUAUUUACUAAAUUAAAGGAGAAGGAUAACGAUUUUGGGCACCACGAUGAAGGCCCUCGUGAAUCCAUCUCAUCUAUAGGUGUGGCCCUAGCAUGCGCUCUCGCGGCCACAAUCUUGGGGACUGCGGCUAUCGUGUUUGUCACACGCCGGAUCUUGAAGAGCAGAUCUACUGUGAAUUAUGAACUUUUACGAGAGCCUUUAAGGCACGAUUCCAAAAAACAUCACCUCUCAUCAUAACCAAUUGGAUGCACUUAAUUGGAUUGGCAUAGCUAGGUACAUAAUUAUGUAGGACGGAUCUAUUAUGUCUGUUUCCUGGCCAGUUUUGUAAUUAGAAACAUUCACUUAAAGCUGUUUUCCAUU